Molecule: messenger RNA, 5151 nt
Organism: Myotis davidii
Lineage: Eukaryota; Metazoa; Chordata; Mammalia; Chiroptera; Vespertilionidae
Gene: SEC31B
Product: SEC31 homolog B, COPII coat complex component
Exons: 26
Coding region: 655-4194 (1179 amino acids)
Biological process (GO): endoplasmic reticulum to Golgi vesicle-mediated transport; endoplasmic reticulum organization; intracellular protein transport
Cellular component (GO): endoplasmic reticulum exit site; COPII vesicle coat
Molecular function (GO): structural molecule activity; protein binding
Source: RefSeq, a predicted model, not a curated record
GUAAACAGAUUAAGAUAUACUUUGAAGGUAACGUCUGGAAGACUCAAUGAAUUAGAAGGAAAUAAGGGAGGAGGGAAUCAGGUGAUUUUCAGGUUUUUGGAUUGAGCAAUUUAGUGGAUAGUAAUACCAUUUACUGAGCUAAAGAAGACUAGAGAACAGAUUUUGGGGGGAUAAGAUGUGUAAUAGAGAAUUCCAUUUUAGACAGACUAACUUGGUCUGCUAUAUCCAAGUGGAAAUAUUUGAUUAGCUGUUGUAUGUAAAAACUUGGAGCUCAAAGGAGAGAUUUGUAUUGGUCAUAUACAUUUUGGAGUCAUCAACAUAUGGAUGAUAUUUAAAACCAAGGGAAAUGAUAAAGUCAUUGAGAGAUUGUCUGGUUUGAUGGUUAUCAUCAUCAUGGGGCCUGUGACAACCAUGCUUUUUGGAUUUAAAGCAUUAGAUUUUAGUAAUCAGUUAAUUGAACUGUCCUUACAGACAUGCAAAUGGUCAUGUGUUUGUCAUUCUGUGUUGCCCUGAGAUGCCCCAUCCCGUGAUGUUGAGAGUGAAACAAGAUCUUGUGUCCACAGGUGCUCCCUGGAUCAGGCCCGUAAGCUUGCUGGUUUCUAUUUUCAGUGAGCUGAGGGCCAUGUCCGAUUUCUGCCACCUACCGGUCAGACCAUGAAGCUGAAGGAAAUUGAGAGACCAGCUGUCCAAGCGUGGAGCCCAGCCAGCCAGUACCCUGUGUAUCUGGCCACAGGAACAUCUGCCCAGCAGCUAGAUGCCUCCUUUAGCACAAAUGGCACAUUGGAAAUCUUUGAGGUUGAUUUCAGGGACCUUUCUCUGGACUUGAAACGCAAGGGAGUCCUUUCUGCCUCAAGCAGGUUUCACAAGCUGAUCUGGGGGAGCUUUGGCAAUGGGAACCUGGACGGCGCCGGGGUUAUUGCAGGCGGCGGGGACAACGGUAUGCUUACACUAUACAGUGUGACCCACAUCCUGUCUCCAGGAAAGGAGCCUGUGAUUGCCCAGAGACAGAAGCACACGGGGGCUGUCAGAGCCCUUGACUUUAACCCUUUCCAGGGCAACCUGCUGGCCUCAGGGGCGAGUGACUCUGAAAUCUUCAUUUGGGAUUUGAAUAACCUGAGUGUGCCAAUGACCCCAGGAUCCAAGUCACAGUAUCGUGAGCAGCCCCCGGAAGACAUCAAGGCACUUUCUUGGAACCGGCAAGUUCAACACAUUUUGUCUUCUGCUCACCCCAGCGGCAAGGCAGUUGUAUGGGAUCUCAGGAAGAAUGAACCUAUCAUCAAAGUCAGUGAUCACAGCAGCAGGAUGCACUGCUCAGGCCUGGCCUGGCACCCAGACAUAGCCACUCAGUUGGUGCUAUGCUCAGAAGAUGAUCAUCUCCCAGUGAUUCAGCUGUGGGACUUGCGCUUCGCCUCCUCACCCCUGAAGGUGCUGGAGAGCCAUAGCAGGGGCAUCUUGUCAGUGUCAUGGAGCCAGGCUGAUGCUGAGCUGCUGCUCAGUAGUGCCAAGGACAACCAGGUCUUGUGCUGGAACCUCGUGAGCAGCGAGGUGGCAUAUAAGCUACCCACACAGAGCAGCUGGUGCUUUGAUGUGCAGUGGUGCCCUCGGAACCCUCCAGUAUUCUCUGUUGCCUCCUUUGACGGCUGGAUCAGUUUGUACUCUGUGAUGGGUAGGAGCUGGGACGUCCAGCAGAUGAGACAGAUUGACAAGAUCUCUUCCUCCUUCAGCAGAGGCCAGCCUCUCCCACCAUUGCAGAUGCCAGAGCAGGUGACCCAAGCAUCAUUGAUACCUCCUCUGAAAAAAACCCCCAAAUGGAUGAGAAGGCCAGCAGGUGUUUCAUUUGCUUUUGGGGGGAAGCUGGUUACUUUUGGCCUUCCCAGCACUCCUGCCCACCAGGUGCCACAGCCUUGCCUUCGCCUAGUCUUCAUCAGUCAAGUCACCACAGAAUCCGAAUUCCUGAUGCGGUCAGCUGAGCUGCAGGAGGCCCUGAGAUCAGGAAAUCUCCUCAAUUAUUGUCAGAACAAGAUCCAGCGAGCGUCAGUGCAAAGCGAAAAGAUGCUCUGGCAGUUCCUGAAGGUGACCUUGGAGCAAGACUCUAGAAUGCAAUUUCUAAAGCUAUUAGGAUACAGUAAAGAUGAGCUUCAGAAGAAGGUGGCCUUGUGGUUGAAGAGAGACUCAGGGCUGGGUAAGAGCCCUCAGCCCACGGGAGAUAACCUCAGCAGUACCAGACAACAGGCCUUCGGCAGCCAGGCCUCCAAACACACCACAGAAGUCUCUGCCUCCUCAGCUUUCUUUGAUGAGCUCGUCCCUCAGAACAUGACUCCAUGGGAGAUCCCCAUCACAGAAGACACAGAUGGACUCCUGAGCCAGGCUCUCCUGCUCGGUGAACUGGGCCCUGCCGUGGAGCUGUGUCUGAAAGAAGAGCGUUUUGCUGAUGCCAUUAUCCUGGCCCAGGCUGGGGGCGCAGAUCUGCUGAAGCAAACACAGGAACGCUACUUGGCCAAGAAGAAAACCAGAAUCUCCUCGCUGCUAGCCUGUGUUGUGCGGAAGAAUUGGAAGGAUAUGGUGUGCUCCUGUAGCCUGCAGAACUGGAGAGAGGCACUGGCUUUGCUGCUGACAUACUCAGGGCCAGAGACAUUCCCUGAGCUCUGUGACAUCUUGGGUACUCGAAUGGAGCAGGAGGGCGACAGGGCACUCACCUCCGAAGCCAGACUCUGUUAUGUGUGCUCAGGGAGUGUGGAGAGGCUGGUGGAGUGCUGGGCAAAAUGCCACCAGGCUUCAUCCCCCAUGGCUCUACAGGACCUGAUGGAGAAGGUAAUGGUUCUGAACAGGAGCUUGGAACGACUGCGGGGUCCUGAUGGGAUGAGCCCAGGCCCUGCCACAACCUACAGGGUCACUCAGUAUGCCAACCUCCUGGCAGCCCAGGGCAACCUGUCCACUGCCAUGAGCUACCUACCCAAUGACUGUGCUCAGCCAUCAAUUCAGCAGCUGAGAGAUCGGCUUUUUCAUGCCCAGGGUGCUGAUGUCUUGGGCCAGCAGUCUCCUCCUUUCCCCUUUCCUCGAGUCAUUGUGGGAGCUACUCCCCACUCUAAAGAAACGUUAUCUUGCAAAUUGGGAUUCCAGUCUUCUCACCAGAUUCCCACUCCAUCUACAAGGCCAAGGAUUUUCACACCCCAGUCAUCACUAGUGAUGCCCUUGGCACCUUCCCAUUCUGGCCCUUAUCAAGGCUCCAGAAUGCAGAAUAUAAGAGACUACAGGGUACCUGAGCCCCAGGUUGCCCAGCCUUUGCCCCUGGGCCCUGGGGUAAUGCCUGCUUUAUCUCAGCCACAGCUGCUAAGAGGGCAAAGGACGCAAGUUCCUAACCUCAUGGGAUUCCCUGGAACAUGGCCUCUUCCUGGUCCCCCUGCACCCAUGGCACCCUCAGGCAUCAUGCAGCCUGAUUCUGCCCCCCUGCCUGAGACCGCUCGACUGCUUCCUUUCCUUCCAAUGAGACCACCAGUUCUCAGCCCUGUGAGCUCCCAGCCCCCAGGCCCUCCUGUCAGCUUUCCUGCAGCACACCCUCCAGGAGGACCAGGCGCUCCAUGCCCUAGCACCAUUCAAGCCACUGGCAUCUUGACUCCUCACCCAGGACCUCAAGAUUCCUUAAAAAAUGCUCCAGCUCCCAGGGCAAACCUCCAGAGGAGACAGUUGCCAGAGACAUUUGUAUCCACAGCACCAAUUACUGCUCCAGUAAUGAGCCUCGCCUCUGAGCCACGAGGGGUCCUUUCCUCACAGCCCCCUGUCCCUGGUGCGGGUCAUGCUCCCCCUGGAGCACCAGGAGAACUCGGCCUGCAGCAACGGCCACCAGAGAAGGCCUACAGGAAGGAGCUGCCCCCAGAGCAUCAGUCCUUGAAAAGCAGCUUUGAGGCACUUCUACAACGUUGCUCCCAGUCUGCCACUGACUUAAAGACAAAACGGAAGCUGGAUGAGGCAGCCCAACGCCUCGAAUGUCUGUAUGAGAAGCUCUGUGAGGGGACACUCUCGCCUCAAGUCCUGGCUGGGCUCCACGAGGUUGCCCGAUGUGUGGACACAGGAAGCUUUGAGCAGGGCCUUGCAGUGCAUGCCCAAGUGGUGGGCUGCAGCCGCUUCAGCGAGGUCUCCAGCUUCAUGCCCACCCUGAAGGCUGUCCUCACCAUUGCUCAUAAGCUGCACGUCUAAGCCAGGCAGCCUCUCUUACCAGGAGGCCACUGCUGCUGUUACUUAACUGUUCUCCCUGCGGAAAAGGGAAUUUCAGAAUAGAUUCUGUUUGUAUUUCCCAGCCCUCAUUCUUGUUGCCGGGUAUAUGAUGCUGUAGGCUUGGCUCCAAACUGGCAGAGUGCCUGCUUUCUUUCCUGUGGCCUGGCCCUCGAUCUGUCCAAGGCUUGCUCAGCCCCUGAGGCAGAGCAUAGGGCCAAUUCUGUACUUCCCCUAAUACUCUUCCCUGAGGCAGGACGUGGGGCAGGGUAUCUUCUCCCCAGGGAUGUUCUGUUUAAGUGGCUUCUAAGAGGAUGAGCAGGAUCCAAGUCUACCUCUGCUGUACCCAUCUUUUGGGUCUUUUGUUUUUCUCCUUCUGUGGGUUAUGAGCCUAAUCUUACCUUCUCCUGGCCUCUGACUUCAUAUUCCCAGGUCCGUAUUUCUCUGAGCCCCAGUGGCUGGAGUAGAGUUGACUGUUCAUCCUCUGAACAAGUCAUAGACAUGAGGGAUGGGCACUGAGCAGAACCAAGGGAAGGAAUGUUGGCCCUUUUCUAAAGGAAUAUCUCAUCUGCCAGCAUUAUUCGGGGUGGGUCAGGUUAGGUGGAAGGGGUGCACUGCCUUUUGCUGGGAGCUAUCUUGGCCUUGAGAUAGAAGCAGAGGGACCACCGCCUAUGGGAAACCGCCCCUCACUUGACCUGUCUGAGCCCUGGUCCAAGGAGGGCUAGACCAUUCAUUCUGUAUGAGCCCAGCUCUGGAAUAGGAGCCCUAUUAACAAAAGCCUCUCUUUUUAGCACUGCUCCUCGAGGGUGGGAGGCCCUCUCUCCCUCACCCUCCACAUGUCUCAGGGCUGCCUUCUCUGGCUGCACGUCCAUGGUUGGAUGCUGCAUUUGAACUACUGAUGUACUUAAGGUGCAAUAAAGCUGCUUUGAUUUGGUUUCCUCA